AUGGUGCUGGAACUGCAUAUCUGGGGACCGGCCUUUUCCCUGCCCUCCAUCGACGCGCAAUGUCUGGCCACGAUCGCCUAUUUCUCGCUGGUCGUGCCCAAGGACGCGUGGGUACUCGUCGCAAGCAGUGAUCCGACAGUGUCUCCAACCAGUGCGUUCUCCCACACAUCAUAUGCUACACCCUCGCUCACAACCCCAGAUGAACUCCCUGCCCUAAAAAACGGCUCAACAUGGGUCAGCCGCUUCCGCAACAUCGUCGACUACCUGCGGCAGUACUCGCACGGCGAAUGGGACCUGGACCACAAGCCCACCAGCACCGGCGAUAGCACGCAACGCCGCGCCGACAGCAUCGCCUUCGCCUCCUUCCUCGAAUCCCGCGCCCAGCCCCUCCUCGACCUCUCCCUCUACGUCACCAGCCAGAACUACGCGCAGGCCACCGCCCCGGCCCUCGCCGCCCUGCUGCACUGGCCUGCGCAGUGGCUCGUCCCGCCGCGCCUCCACGCCGCCGCCAAACACCGCACCGCGCCGCUCGGCCUCUCCGCCCUCGACCUCGCCGCCAUGGACGAACAGCGCACCCGCGACCUCUCCGCCGCCGUCGCCGCCGGCCACCUCCCCGAGGCCUUCCUGCACAACCGCGCCCUGACCGCCGCCCGCGACGCCUCCGCCGCCUCCGCCGCCCUUGCCCGCUCCCAGUUCCGCCUCGACGCCCUGACCGCCGACCUCUUCGCCCCGCUCGAGGCCCUCCUCGCCGGCGGGGCCUACCUCCUCACCGACGAGCCCGACGGCCCCACCACCCUCGACUGCCUCGCCACGGGGUACCUGGCGCUGGCCCUCGUCCCGGACGCGGCUGGCGCAACGUCACGAGAAAGAUACGAGAAUGAAAAGGAUGGAAUCACUCCAAUAGUAUAA
Aspergillus terreus NIH2624 is the source of this 909-nucleotide messenger RNA. RefSeq lists its product as uncharacterized. Gene Ontology annotation, biological process: mitochondrion organization. The transcript has 2 exons. NCBI's taxonomy places the organism in Eukaryota, Fungi, Ascomycota, Eurotiomycetes, Eurotiales, Aspergillaceae. Bases 1 to 909 code for a protein of 302 amino acids. Gene Ontology annotation, cellular component: SAM complex. The record is from RefSeq and is a predicted model, not a curated record.